Messenger RNA from Candidozyma duobushaemuli, 864 nucleotides. RefSeq names its product mitochondrial 54S ribosomal protein uL5m. Bases 1 to 864 code for a protein of 287 amino acids. The transcript has a single exon. Gene Ontology annotation, biological process: translation. Gene Ontology annotation, cellular component: cytosolic large ribosomal subunit; ribosome. The record is from RefSeq and is a predicted model, not a curated record. Gene Ontology annotation, molecular function: structural constituent of ribosome; RNA binding. Lineage: Eukaryota; Fungi; Ascomycota; Pichiomycetes; Serinales; Metschnikowiaceae.
AUGAUGAAACUGUCGUGGGUCCGUGCUUUCUCUACAUCUGGAAGCCUUCGAAAAGCAGGCUACUCACUGGUAGAGCCUGUGCACCACCUUGUGAAAGUCAACAAGGCUGCUUUGAGCCCCAAAUACCAGGAUGUCUUGAUUCCCAAAGACGACGUCAGAUCCCUUGGAUUCAAGCCUGCCGAGUUUGAGCAGGACAGAGUCAAAGAACACUUCCACAAUACGCUCGAAAGCGACUUGAUGCUUGCGCUCUAUGAACACGAUGCCGAGACCAUAGUUGGUGAGAAGAGAAGAAGGUGGGAUCCUGACUCGCCGUAUGCCCUCUAUCGUCAUCUCAGAAAAACAAGACACGUCAAUAGACCACAGAGAGACAUUCAUCCUAUAGGACCAGAGAAUGUCCCACAACUUACCGGAAUCUCCAUCAACUUGUUCUCGAAAGAAGUGCUUAAUGAACCAUACCACAACAUCGCUGCCAGAUUGCAGCUUGCACAGCUCACGAAUGUCAAGCCUCAGCAGACCAAGGUCAAGGUCAACUACCAGCAGUGGAAACUCAGAAGAGGUAAGAGAUGUGGAGCUAAGGUCGAAAUCAGCGGACAGGACAUGUCUCAGUUCAUGACCACCUUGACCGAGUUGGUCUUGCCAAGAAUCAGAGACUUUUCAGGCAUCAAGGAGUCCAGCGGUGACAAUAAUGGUAAUAUCUCUAUCGGUUUGCGUCCAGAAGACGUCAAGUUCUUCCCUGAGAUCGAGCACUUCCAGGACUUGUACCCCAAGCUUUUCGGAUUCCACAUUACGUUCAAGACCACCGCAAGAACUGAUGAGGCCGCUAAGACUUUACUCAGUUCGCUCGGUUUCCCAUUCCGCAAAUAG